AUGGCUAAGAAGAUACUGGUGUUGCACGGGCUGGCACAGUCUGGGGAUUAUUUCAAGUCUAAGACGAAAGGUCUUCGGAACGAGCUGGAGAAACAGGGAUACGAGUUGUUGUACGCUACUGCUCCCAAUAAGUACCAGCCAGCGGACAUUCCGGACAGCUUGGGUGAUGUAUUGACCAGUGAGGCAGCAGAGAGCCAUGUUCUAGCGUGGAUCGAAGACGAUUUGCAGCACGAUACUUAUAGACUACCGGAGACAACUAUCGACUAUCUGCACGAUUUUGUGCUUGAGUAUGGUCCUUUCGACGGCGUGCUGGGAUUCAGCCAAGGGGCUGGAGUCGCUGGAUAUCUUAUGACGGACUUCAACGGGCUUCUCAGGCUGACAGCCGAACAGCAGCCACCGCUGCGUUUCUUUAUGACAUUCAGUGGAUUCAGGUUCAAACCGGAGCAAUACCAGGCGCAGUACGAUCGGAAUCCAAUAUCCGUUCCCUCAUUGCAUGUCCAGGGAGAGCUGGACACCAUCACCGAUCCCUUCAAGGUGGAACAACUGUACAACUCGUGCACUCCAGAGAGCAGGACUUUCCUGAAGCAUUCUGGUGGUCAUUACGUCCCAAACUCGAGGGGAUUCGCCAAGAAGGUUAUAGAAUGGCUGCAGAAGGUCGAUAAAUAG
Torulaspora globosa is the source of this 666-nucleotide messenger RNA. RefSeq names its product putative serine hydrolase (gene FSH2). The record is from RefSeq and is a predicted model, not a curated record. The coding region runs from base 1 to 666 and encodes 221 amino acids. Gene Ontology annotation, cellular component: nucleus; cytoplasm. Lineage: Eukaryota; Fungi; Ascomycota; Saccharomycetes; Saccharomycetales; Saccharomycetaceae. The transcript has a single exon.